Molecule: messenger RNA, 444 nt
Organism: Hyposmocoma kahamanoa
Lineage: Eukaryota; Metazoa; Arthropoda; Insecta; Lepidoptera; Cosmopterigidae
Exons: 3
Source: RefSeq, a predicted model, not a curated record
UUGUAGGUAGUAAAAAAAAUCAUACUUUAAAGUACCAGGCAACCGACUGUAUGACAGAUCAACACGUCACCAACGAUGAUCCGGCCGAUACAACGCCCGUGGACCACCUUGGCGCGAUCACCGAACAUAGCUCGACACGUCUACAGACUCGUAGACCCGUACCACAAAGAGCUGUUUUCGCCAGCCGGCCGCAAUGACGUCACUCCCCAAAGCAGCAUCGCCGCGUCCUGGAGACCAGCGGCGCCUGCGCCGGUUCAAGAACCUUGGAGAGAGCAAGCAAAGUACGCCCCGGAGCCCGUAUCCUACCUACCCAAAGCCGAACCAUGGAGAUUGCCAUAUUCUAUUUCAAAAGAGCAACAAGCCGCCAUUCUGCACCACAAACAGGCACUGACGAAAGGUAGUAAUAGUUAUUUGGUAAGCAAGGUUCUAAAGUUAUUAUUUGUG